AUGAGCCAAGCUGCCGAUCUGUUUAAGCUGAGCCAAGUGCCUAUCAUCUCAAUUUCGGCCUCACAGUCUCUUAACGCCUCUGAGAUCUCCCGGCAGCCUAUCCCGACAGGACUGCCGCAUCUUGAUCAAGCACUGGAUGGCGCGACUGUAGACCGACCUGGUGGGCUGCUGCGUGGUCAGAUUACGGAGGUAUUUGGGCCACCAGGAGCGGGAAAGACAUCAUUAGCAAUGAAUAUCGCAUCACAUGCGCUCCGUGAAGGUGGAAAAGUCGUCUGGAUCGACACAAGCGCUCCAAUUCCAAUGUCUCGACUCCAAGUACUAACUCCCUCCUUAUCAAACUUUCAUUACUUCCGCACCCCUACCCUCCCGCACCUCCUAUCCCUCCUAAUGCACCCCCCAAAAGACUUCCCACCACCAGAAACCUCUGUCAUGAUAAUUGACUCCAUCUCUGCUCUAUCCCCCUCCUACUUCCCCACCGCAUCAGAGCUAAAAGACAAACACCAAAAAGGCAAGAUAAAGGACAAAGCACAACUACAAUGGCUCUUAAAUCGGAGGUGGAAUGUUUACUCUGAUUUUGCAACCCAUCUCACUCGCUUCGCGAAUCAGGGUGUUGCCGUGCUGGCGAUUAAUCAGGCUCAUGUGAAGAUUAAGGGACAACCGCGUGCGACGUUGUAUCCUAUUUUUGCUGGUGCCGGCUGGGAAAAACAUGUGAUGACGCGCAUUUCUAUUUAUCGGGAUUUACCCGAUAAGCGGUUUAUGGAGCUUACGAAGAAGGGUGGGAAGGUUCUUCUUGUUAGAAAGGGGGAGAAUAUCAUUCCUUUUCAUAUUGAAGACGAUGGUCUUCGCCAAUGGGCUACUGUUGUUGAUCGGAGGUCUUUUGAUUUGAAACACUCUUUACAGUCAAGUCAGACAUUGCAGCAGACUCAGCCUACGCCGUGUCGGAAACGGAAAGCAACUGAUGAGAUUGCCGACAGUCAGGAUGAGGACUCGGAGGAUGAAUAUGACUGGAACGAGGCCUCUCUGAUUGAGGUGAACAAAGACAAGUGA
Molecule: messenger RNA, 1047 nt
Organism: Penicillium odoratum
Lineage: Eukaryota; Fungi; Ascomycota; Eurotiomycetes; Eurotiales; Aspergillaceae
Exons: 5
Coding region: 1-1047 (348 amino acids)
Biological process (GO): reciprocal meiotic recombination; DNA repair; meiotic DNA recombinase assembly
Cellular component (GO): Rad51C-XRCC3 complex; replication fork; Rad51B-Rad51C-Rad51D-XRCC2 complex
Molecular function (GO): crossover junction DNA endonuclease activity; ATP hydrolysis activity; ATP binding
Source: RefSeq, a predicted model, not a curated record